This is a messenger RNA of Paramisgurnus dabryanus, 1247 nucleotides long. NCBI's taxonomy places the organism in Eukaryota, Metazoa, Chordata, Actinopteri, Cypriniformes, Cobitidae. The record is from RefSeq and is a predicted model, not a curated record.
GAGAGAGAGAGAGAGAGAGAGAGAGAGAGAGAGAGAGAGUAUAUAAAGCAGAUCACUCCAGUCAGACUCAGAUCAUUCAUUAUCAGACAUCAGAAGCAAACGUUCAUCUGCUGAAGAAAUGAAUACGAUGGAGAAACCCCAGACACAGCUGAUCACAGACAGUGAUCUGUCUGAACAGAUUAAAGCCGUCACUAAAGACAGUCACACCAGAGCAGAAAACACUGAACUGAUGCUGAGCUACCAGAGAGGACAGGUGUCCCUAAAACAAUAUCAGAUGCUUCUGUGUUCGCUCUAUAAGAUUUAUGAGGCGUUAGAAGAAGCUCUCGACAGGAACGCCGCACACGACUCUGUGGCUCCCAUAUACUUCCCACAGGAGCUGGCACGUCUGCCGUCCAUCGGGAAAGACCUGGAGUAUUUCUACGGUCAAAAUUGGAGAGAGAAGAUCACAGUCCCGGCUGCCACGCUGAGAUACGUCCAGAGACUGAAAAAGGUGGGCAGAGAUCACCCUGAAUACCUGUUAGCCCACGCUUACACGCGCUACCUCGGUGACCUGUCGGGUGGUCAGGUGCUGGGUCGCAUUACCCAGAAGUCUUUGGGACUGAAGAACGGAGAGGGCUUGUCAUUUUUCUCAUUUCCUGCGGUUAGCAGCCCAAACCUCUUUAAGCAGCUGUACAGGAGCCGUAUGAACAGCGUAGAGCUGACGGAGGAGCAGAGGAGAGGAGUCCUGGAGGAGGCCAUCACUGCGUUUGAGCUCAACAUUCAGGUUUUUAAUGAGCUGCAGAACACUGUGUGUGAGUCAGAAAACAACAUGAGACAGAGACACACAAAACAAAAAGACAACACAACGACUGCAGAUCUUCCAGUGUCUGAAUCGAGCAGCUCGUCUCUGAUCCCACAGUUUGUGCGAACGCUGUUGGGUGUGUUUGUGAUUCUGGCUGUCGGGAUGGUUUAUGUCUUUUAAACAAACACAACACCUGCCACUCACCUGUUUAUUGUGUAAUAACGUUCACAUGUUUAAUAGAACCUCACUUCAAUGCAUUCAUUUAAAACACACAUCACUGUAUUUUUACUGUACAUGAAUUCAGAUCAGAUGUAUAAUCUGUGUUUAAUAUUUAUUAUUAUGCAUUUCAUUUAAUCAGACUCAAUCCAGAACUGAAUGCUCAGAAUUUUUUUGUAUAUAUAUGUAUAUACAUAUGUAGUUGUUGUAUUAAUACUAUAUUUUUGUAAUAAACUUGUUUGAAGAUUUA